This is a messenger RNA of Lodderomyces elongisporus, 1485 nucleotides long. RefSeq lists its product as uncharacterized. The record is from RefSeq and is a predicted model, not a curated record. Gene Ontology annotation, biological process: positive regulation of SREBP signaling pathway. Gene Ontology annotation, cellular component: nucleus. Bases 1 to 1485 code for a protein of 494 amino acids. The transcript has a single exon. NCBI's taxonomy places the organism in Eukaryota, Fungi, Ascomycota, Pichiomycetes, Serinales, Debaryomycetaceae. Gene Ontology annotation, molecular function: protein binding.
AUGGCGAAAAGAACUUUAGGACUUGGAAAUGCCGCAAGGGCCAAGAAGCAGAAACUUGAACAAGAAGGAAAAUCCAAGUCUCCUACGCCAUCGGGUUCAGAAGACACUACAAAUCAGCUUACAAUUGAGCUUCCCGAGACAGUUGAUGCAAAUGAUGAGAUUGCGCAAUUACGUGGAUUAUACAAGACAUAUAUAGACUCUGAACGUGAUAGUGACUUGAUACUCAAUGGGAUAAUUCACGAAUGUGAUCGGUUACUCAGAGAGAAAGUAGCAAAUAGUAGUGGUUCAAAGGAGGACCAAGUUAGUGCAGAGCUUCCAGCCAUGUUUUACAAAAUAUAUGCAAUUGCGUUAUCGGAACUGGCAAACUUUCAUACUGACGAUAUAGAUCAAGUAUCUGAAUUCUUCGACGCAAGUCUUGAGCGAGUUAAUGAUGGGUUGGAAAAAUAUCCCACUGAUAUUGAUUUGGUGUUCACCAAGGCCAAGAUAUUGAUCAAUCAGAUAGUUUUGCAAUAUGUUUCGCAACUAAAAUUGGAGUCAAGCGUGGAAGAAGCACAUAUCAAAAAUAUGGAUAUUAAAGGUAAGUUGGAUGCAGCAUUAAGAGUGUACGAGUCUGCUGAGAAAAAGGCCAAGGAGUCGGAAGACUAUCUGGCAUUUAAUAGCGAAGAGUAUUGGGAUAUCUUGGAGGCAGUUGAUGACUUGUUGGAUAUAGUGGAUAAUUUUGGAAGACAGGAAGAAGAAGAGGAAGAGGAGGAAGAGGAGGAAGAGGAGGAAGAAAAAGAAGAUCAUGCUAAGAAGGGGGGUGAAUUAACCGAGCUUGACGUAGCUGAUGCAGAAGCAUUUGCCGCUGCACAAGAAAAAAUUGAAGGUGAAGAAAAGGGCAGCGAAACCAGUGAUAAUGAUGAUGAAGAAGAAGAAGAAGAAGAAGAUAAUGAUGAAGAAGAAGAUAAUGACGAAGAAGAUGAAGAAGAAGAAGAGGAGAUUGAAUUACCGGAAUCACACCCCUUAUAUAUAAUUAAAACUACAGACGAGUACAAUCAAUGGUGGAGAGACCACACGCUCACUUAUUUGUCGAAUUUGAAGCAACUUUCCAAUGCUUCGCCAAGACUCCUUCGCGAAGUUAAUCAUCGUUUGGGCCAGUCCUAUUUACAGGAAGCUGAGGUCCCAAGUAGUGUUUUUACUACUUUGAGAUAUGACGAAGACUAUUCUGGCAUUGAAGAAUUAGAAGGAUUAUCUGAAGAUGAUGCCAAGCGUGUAGCCCAGGAAUUGAUCAUCAAGGCUUUAGAAUACCUCAAAGCUGCUGAGGAUAAGGAUGAGCCUGAGAGUUGGGUGAAUAUUGCCGAGGCAAUGAUUAGUUUGGCUAAUCUUUAUGAAGUUGAGAGCAAAGAACAAGAGCAGUUGUACCAAGAUGCCGAGAAGAUCUUGACCAAGGCCAAUAAUGCGACAAAUGGAAAAUAUCAGGAUGCUUUAGAUAACUUAUUGGGAUAA